CGUAUCAUGACACGGCGUAUGACGAUGGCACAAAUACCCCAGCAAGGGCCUGGCCCUGGAUGGUCAGCAUCCAGCAUCCCCACAUACCAGGCACUGGGCAUCUGUGUGGAGGGUCGCUCAUCAGCCCACAGUGGGUCCUCACAGCAGCCCAUUGCUUCGUCGAUAUCAGGAACAUCAGCCUCUUGAGGGUGGUGAUCGGGGCCACACAGUUGACUCAGCUAGGUCCUGGGACACAAGUGCACCGGAUUAAACGGCUACUGACUCACCAACACUAUGAUCCUCGUACCGAGAGGAAUGACAUUGCCUUGCUGGAAUUGGACAAGCCCGUCCAGUGCAAUGCCUACACCCAGAUGGGUUGUGUGCCUGACAGCACAGUGAGACUGUCAGAGACGGAAACCUGCUAUGUUGCUGGCUGGGGUCUCACCGAGGAAGGAG
Molecule: messenger RNA, 435 nt
Organism: Acanthisitta chloris (rifleman)
Lineage: Eukaryota; Metazoa; Chordata; Aves; Passeriformes; Acanthisittidae
Product: acrosin-like
Exons: 2
Biological process (GO): acrosome reaction; proteolysis
Molecular function (GO): serine-type endopeptidase activity
Source: RefSeq, a predicted model, not a curated record